Hemicordylus capensis (graceful crag lizard) is the source of this 1952-nucleotide messenger RNA. Its product is annotated as 2-5A-dependent ribonuclease-like. Lineage: Eukaryota; Metazoa; Chordata; Lepidosauria; Squamata; Cordylidae. The record is from RefSeq and is a predicted model, not a curated record. The transcript has 2 exons. The coding region runs from base 1 to 1608 and encodes 535 amino acids. Gene Ontology annotation, biological process: RNA processing; protein phosphorylation. Gene Ontology annotation, molecular function: ATP binding; protein binding; protein kinase activity.
AUGUUCAACUACCUGAGUUUGAUAUAUAAAUCCAUGGAGGGAAUAAACAUAGUUGGACUUUUUGGAAAGCCAGUAGAAUUGCCACCAUCAGGAGAACUGAGGUAUCUGUCCUCCUGGAAAAUGGCUGCAGAAGCACUCUAUAAUGCCGUACAAAAUGGCUCAAUUGAGGGCAUCCAGAAACUGUUGGAAGACGGUGUAGAUAUCAAUUCUAAAGUGAAUAAUCAUGGCUUCACAGCUCUCCAUUGUGCAGUUUGUGACAACAAGGAGGAAAUUGUCUCCUUUCUUCUUGAAAAGGGGGCUGAUCCACGUGCUAGAAAGGAUAAUGGAGCUACUCCUUUUAUCACAGCAGGGAUAACAGGCAACGUGAGGCUUCUGGAGCUCUUGCUUGACUCCAGAGAAAGAAUCAAUGAGUAUGACUUCAAUGGCUUCACAGCAUUGAUGGAGGCUGCUUGGCAUGGGAAAGAGGAAGCCCUGAAAUUCCUGUCUGGCUGUGGGGCAGAUGUCAAUUUCGCCAGAGUAGUGGAUAAGGAGAAAAGGGCCCUGAAUAGAGGCGGCAGAACAGCCCUGAUGGAUGCUGCAGAGAAUGGCCACGUUGCUGUCGUCAAAGCCCUGGUAGAAGAAAUGGAAGCUGUUGUGAACAUCUGUGACAAUAAGGAUAGGAAUGCAUUAGUCCAUGCUCUGUCCAUGACUAAAAAUAAGAACUGGGACCAGGACAAAGAGGCCAUCGCCCUUUUCCUCUUACAACAUGGGGCUGUUGUGAACAAGAAAGAUGCAUCAGAAAGAACUACCCUGAUUUUGGCAGUUGAAAACCAGAGCCAAAAGCUGGUGAAGGCUCUGUUGGAAAAAGAGCAAGUUGACAUCAAUGCUGCCGACAAAAAUGGAAGAACAGCACUAAUGGUCGCCACUGAGAAGAAAAACUGGGACAUAGCAAAGACAUUGUGUGAAAAGGGGGCGAGGACAGACAUUGGGGACCCCAUUGGAAUUGCAUGUAGAACUUAUCACCUUGAGAUGGUGAAACUGCUUCAGCAAUAUGGUGCCAUGGCUAGUUCAAGUCAGCCCCAGAAACACUGGACCCCAGUCAGCAAACACUGGGGACCCAAGCUGCAGGAGCUCUAUGGGAAAAGCUGCGUUGCUAUUGGAAAACUCAGGAUCUACAAAGCAAAUUGUGAUUUCAGGUUCCUGGAAACCUCUCAGGGUGGUGUCUACCUGGGAUUUUAUGAUGAAAAAGAAGUGGCUGUGAAGAUAUUCAAGAGUGAAUCAGCAAAUGCCAAGUGUGAGAAAACCUGCCUUGAAAAAUGCCGUACUACCAGCAAAUAUCUGGUAAAGUUCUAUGGGUCGGAAGAAGAAAAUGCCUGUCUCUACAUUUGCCUCUCCUUGUGUGAGAAGAAUCUUGAGGAGUACUUGAAGACAUCAAAUCAUGCAACUCUGAAGAGUGAAGAUAUUCUUCCAACAGUCUUUCAGGCAGUGCAAGAGCUGCAUACGUUUGGAUUUGGCCACCAAGAUCUGCACCCACGUAACAUUUUGAUAGGUUUGUAUUCUUUAGAAUUUGGCUGCCAAAUACAGUCCACAUGGGAGUCCACACCGUGCACUCCAGUGCAGACCCCCUGAGCUGAAUGGGACAGAUGAAUUGUGGGGGAGAAGGAGGUUUUAAAAACCUGGCAUAUCUCGUGACUUAUUUGCACAAGCCGUCUUUUUGCAAUGUUACCAUUUCCUCUUGCUGCCUCAAGAUGAGAAAGGAAACCUGAAUGUGAUGGGCUUCAGUCCUCUGGAGCAGAGAAACAAGCACAAGCUGCUUAGUUUGGGUCUUCGACUCCUGCUUUCAGUUCUCAUUGUUGUAAUCACAUUGGAGACAGUGUGAUCCAGCCAAUAGAUUUGUUUUGUUCUUGGAGGAAAGUUAGAUGUGGUGUUGGCAAUUCCUUGUGCAUACACAUGGAAUUGUCCCCACCACAUAA